Paramuricea clavata is the source of this 6023-nucleotide messenger RNA. Lineage: Eukaryota; Metazoa; Cnidaria; Anthozoa; Malacalcyonacea; Plexauridae. The record is from the annotation of a GenBank genome assembly.
GUGGUACGAGGUCGUGAUCCUAGUGCAGUCGCAGUGUUAGCAGAAGAUGGAGCUGCAGUAGCAGGACUGUUGAUUGCUGCAUCAUGUCUAGGACUGACGUCAUACACUGGAAAUGGUGUCUAUGAUGCUAUUGGAUCUAUAGCCAUUGGAGGUACUCGCUCAAUGUAUUUAUAUAUACUCAGUUUAAAUACACGUCUAGUCUAAAUACACGCGUAAGCUAUUCAUAAUCCUUGAAGUUAUGUAUGUAAUCGAAUAAGCACGCGUAAAGUGGUUGCAUUUCAAAUUUCGCCAUUAAAUGCAGCGAAAUUGUAGCAUUGCACUAUUCACUGACACUUAAACAAAACUUUGUGGCUUUCUUUGUGUUUGGUGUCUAGCUUCAUGUCCUAUAAAAUUUAAAACUUUGUUCGUCUGUAGCUGGAGCGUUUGUUUUUGUCCGGCGGAGCUGAGCAACCACCACCUCCGGAGUAUAUGCUAAAAUGUUUUAUUCUUUUUAUCAAUUUUCAUUUUAAAUUUUGGAAAUUUAAAACACUCUAACUUAUAAUCUAACUUUUAAAACAAUCUAACUUAUAAAUAAAUUUAUAUUAUAUUCUAUUGUAUUGUAUAAUUGCAUUAUUUUACAACUUCAAAAUAUUUGUAUACGGCGUAUUCACCCAAUAAUCUCUAUAAUUCCCACACAAUUGUGAUUUUUCCAGUCUUAUUAAUUAGUGUAUUAUUAAAUUUUGUUCAGGUUUGUUAGGCUCUGUAGCGACAUUUUUAAUAAGAAGAAAUGCUAAUUUCUUAGUCGGCAGGUAUGAGAAAUCGUAAUUUUUAUGUUUGCUAUUUUAUUUUUUUAAAUCAGUUUGAACAUUAAUCUAAUAUGGAUAAAAAUAGCAAGGUAAUGGCAGAUGUAUAGAUAGAUAGAUAGAAACUUUUAUUUAAACACGCUAACCAUUGUCAACCUAGGCUGAUUUCCACAAGGGGCGUGUACAAUAAUAAAAUUACAAAGAUAUAGUAUAUAGUAAGAUAUUACAUACAGUAAGAAAUAUAUAUAUAUACAUAUAUAUAUAUAUAUAUAUAUAUAUAUAUAUAUAUAUAUAUAUAUAUAUAUAUAUAUAUAUAUAUAUAUAUAUAUAUAUAUAUAUAUAUAUAUAUAUAUAUAUAUACAUAAUUAUAUAAGUAUAAGAAUAAUAAUGCUAUUCAAAAAUGUGAGUAUUCAAAAAUGUGAGUAGCGAUUUUAGUUUCAAAGGACAUGAUGGAGUUGCUCUCUCUAAUUUUGGUUGGUAAGGAAUUCCAAAUGUGUGCCCCGUCAAACAUGAAACUUUUUUCAAGCUAUUUGUACGCGGCUGUGGUAAGCAAAGAGUACUUUCCACAUCUCGAAGUUUAUAAUUUGUCAUUUCACUUUUGAAAGUAAAUAAAUCAGUAAGUGAUUUAGGACCCAUUUUAUUCAACAAUUUAAACAUCAGUUUGAACUUAGCCUUUAUUCUUUCCGUUUUAAGUGGCUUCCAGUCUAAAGCAUCUAAAGCAACCAGAUGAUCUACAUCGUUGCUCAUAUUCAUUAUGAUUCGAGCAGCUCUGUUUUGGAGCUUUUGGAGGCGUUUUGAUUGUGUUUCACCCAAACACAUCCCAUACUUCACAGCAAUAUGUAAAGUAUGGGCGAACAAUAGAAUUAUACACAGAGACAAGUGUAUCUUUCUCAACAAAUUCUUUUAUUUGACGAAGAGCUGAUAUCCCGGAUGUUAUUUUCUUGCAAAUUGUUUCAGUAUUAUUCUUCCAAGACAAAUGCUGGUCAACAGUCACUCCAAGAGUUUUGCAAUCAUAUACUUGUUUAAUUGGUUUGUUUUCUAUGAUAAUGUUUGGUUGUCUAUUUGAGAUACUUAUGUAUGUUGUACUACACAUGUGGACUCACUUGCAUUUGAAGGAAGCCAUGAUGUCACAUAACGUCACACGUUAAUGGCGCCAUCAUGAUCGUUGCUCUGAUUUGACCACUCUUGUUUGCACAUUUAUAUAAGUUUAUUAUUACAUUUUAAAUCUCCUUAAUAUUUGGAUUGAUUAAAAAAACCCUGUUUAACCCCGCUCCUCCCUUGACGAGUAAAAUCAUCUUCCAUUAGACAGAAUAUAAUAAUAAAUUAGGGUGCAUACGGUAUAUGUUGUUGUAAAUAUUUGAAUUGAUGACAUUACAGGUCAAUACCAGAAGAUAGGUUGAAACAAAUCAUGGAUGUAUUGGAACAAGAUAUUAUGGUCAGGUAAUGCGAUAACAUUUUAUAUUAUUAUAUAGAACUUUAGAGAACGUUCAGUGAAAGGAUUAAUUAAGAUGUGGAUUAUAAGCGUAGUAUGAAUUGUUUGUUACAAAAUCUAGUCAGAGUUUUUCGUGCUCUCUCAUCCUCCUUUUAAAUACGAUGCGGCUUGGACAUGUAUUGAAGCCGACAAACUUUUAUGAUUUACGCAAAUAUAGGGUAAAAUAAAUAUAAUCCCAAAUGUUAUUGGAGAAGGACCUUAUUUUUUCUUCAUUGUAAAUUUUGUUAUUUAUAGAUCUAUUCAUGACGUGAAAGCGACAGAAUUAGGUAAUAUAUACUCAUCGUAGCAGCUGUGAUCUGGAUUGACAAAAUCUCAACUUGUAGUUUAAUCUUAAGAAAUUACAGGAUAAAACUAUACCAGCCAAGUAGAUCGGUUUUUAUAGAUGUACAGUAAUGUUCCAACGUAAAUUUAUGCAUUUUAGUCCUAAGCAGGAGCAGUUGCGCAAAAUGCAGGUAGGAGUCCUGCGACUCCGCUGCAACUCUGUUGUAGCUCAGUUGGUUAGAACGCUGACCAGAAUUGUAGGGCCGCAACUUCCAUUCCUGCCAGAGGACGAAUACACGGGUAAAAAUUGAUCAGGUUGUUCGGCGUUGUUCAAACAGGAGUGAACAAUGUUGUGCUGCACCCCGUGAACAAUAUUGUUAACAAGUUGUUCAACCAUCAGUACUGUUGCAAGUUGUUAACAUGAUUGUCAACAAGUUGCAACAAUGUUGAUGGUUCAACAACUUGUUAACAAUAUUGUUCAUGGGGUGCAGCACAACAUUGUUCGCUCCUGUUUUGAACAACUUGCAUCAACAUGAUGAUUUUUACGCGUGUAGUUGCAUUUUUCGCAACUGCUCCUGGUUAGGUGAGUGUAUAAUACUUGAUGUAAAUCAUUUGAUCAUAUCAUGCACAUGUACAUUUGCCCUAUAGAAUGUUGAUCUUGAUCAGUGCUGGAAAAUGUCCGGCAGCGCCAGCAGCACCGCUGCCAGGAAAUAUUUGACAAAAUAUUUUCCCAGGAAAUUUUCUUACACCUUGCAGGAAAUUCCUGUCAUCUUAUAAACUGAAAUGCCAUAUAAUUUACUUAUUGUUUAAAAAGUCCAAAAGCAUUUUGCAAGACGAGUUUGUCUUGUGCUGAGAUCAAAGUUUAUCGCAUGUGCGACACCAUCCGUUCUCUGCAAUUUACGAUGCAGCAAGUCUUAUAAUUGACUUUAUUUUUGGAUUUUGCUGCCAGGAAGACAAAUAUAUUUUCUAGGCCUGAUCUUGAUCUUAAUUUCCUUUGUUUUUUUGGUCACAGGAGCUGAUACAGUGAGAUUCAAAGCUGAAAUCAAUUUUGAUGGCAGGGAAAUAACCAGACGACAUUUAAGUAGGAAGGAAACAGCUCAGUUACUAAAGGUACGGAGGCUGGGUAUACAAACCUGGACGAUGAAUGCUCAAUAAAUGUCUAAGAAAUAUUCAUGGUAGUUUGGCAGGGCUCAAAAUAGAGGUUAAGAUAGACACUACCACUCACUUUCUUAGUACGCAUCUGAUUGGCUAAUCGGAUAUACCAAACGCAUCUGAUUGGUUAAUGGUCUCUUAAUGGUAGCGGUAGUAAUGACCGGUCAACGGUCAAUGACCAGCCACAUGAUGACGUCACAUGGUGACUGCAGGUGCGGUAAUUCAAAUUUUGUAGUCGUACCUCAGUUGUACCGUCCAAUGAGUAUUGCCUCUUAUUUGAAUUGGUACAAAUGUAAGACUCCAGGUGUACUUACAGUCUUUAAAAUGAAGUACAUAAAGCACAGGUUUCUGAAAAGUUUCAUUUAACCUGAAACUGCGGGUUAAAACACGAAGCAUAAUUGCAUUUACAAACUCUACAAUUGACUUUUUAGUUUUAUCAGUCUAAUUAUGUUUCAUGCCAAGCGGACAUGUCAGACAUACACAUACGACUUUUAAGUAAUUAGAAUUACGGUUUGGAAUACCUUUGGGCUUGGAAAGGUCAAAUGGUACCAGCAAAAAGUAAGUACGCAGAUAGCAAAAGUUCCGCGUACCUAUUCCUUGAGUACUUGGCUGAAUUACCAACCAGACCGCAAUUUAUCGCACCCUGAACUGGUCACACAUUUUCACUGUGGGAACGAGACUGACUUUUGAGAUGUUGUGGACCGUUAAAUAUUAUGUCAAUUCGUUCCGAUUUUCUUGGGGGGUUUUUCGAAGCAUGGGAGUUGGCCGGCAGGGGUGGAAAAAUUGAGGGGAGCACGCGAGCACUGCUCGCAGGAAAUGUUUAAAAACAGCUGCAGGAAAUUCGUUUCAAUGAAAAUUUGAAGGAAACCUUAACACCCAUCCCCACUAUGGACGCAACAACAUAUGGUUGACAGACAUUAUUCCUUGAAUUUAAAACCAUGGUCAGCUAGAACACUAUAUGUUUAUGCACAUGCAGACUUAGCACAAAAUACUCCGCUGAUCUGCAGGAAAUUUUUGUCUCCGGUUGUGCUUCCAGGAAGAAAAUUCUUUUUUCCUGCUCUGUUGGCCGGUCAGAAGUCGCGUUUGACCGCGGUCAUAUAGACUGUAUGGUGUUGUGGUUUACUAUAUGUAAACACGGGUGCAAGAUACGGUUAGAUUGCUAGCGCUAGCCCUGGGUAAAAUUUUCUUUUUUUCUCUUAACGAUCAUAUUAAAUUGAAAAAACAUAAAAGUAUAUGUUUGGAGGAAUGUACACCAGGCCUGACAAUCUGUCAUCUCAUAUUAAAUCCAUCCAUUUAACAAUCUAAUAUGACAAAUACACGACACAUAUUUCAGUCUGUUUAUUUCAAAAGUCAGAAGCAAUGAAGCAUAUGUGUUUGAUUGAGACAAGCCAUGUUCAUAAAGAAGCUGUUGGGAAGAUUGCUUUGAAAAAUUUGUUAACCUGGGAUAAUAGGCUUUCGAUCAACCGCCCCCUGGUCAGUAUUUACAACUUAUAGCUGGGUUGCUUUUACAGUUCAUAAACAUAUUUGAAACAUACACCCACUAUGAACUCAAUUUUUUACGCCAUAUACAAAAGCUUUUUCGAAGCUGGGAGUUGAUCACGGGCUACAAGUGAAAAUGAUCUGUUUUGUCGUCUCUUAGGAAGUGCGGGAUAUCCAGACGCCUGAGGAACUUGAGAGGUUCUUGAUGGAUCAUGGGGAACAAAUCAUUGAUACAUUAGGACAAGAAGUUGACAGAAUUGAGAGAAAUAUUAAGGUGAGAGUGUGUAGUCUUAUAGUGUUGUUAGUGUCGGCAAAAUUGUCAGAAAAUCUAUUACGGUCGAUUGCCUCUGUCAACUUAGUGUCGAGUACAUUGGACAGGUUUUAAUCUGAACAGCAUAACUAGCUCAACGUUGAUUGGCUGAACUGACUGAAGCCUUCACAUGAUUAAUACGAAUAUUGAACGUGAGCGUACACAAUGAUUGUAUCUCCAACUGUUCAUUGGUUGAUGUAAACAAAGACAACUAUGGUAAAUGUGAGUUGCCAAAAGUAUAGCCUGCGUGGCAGACGGCCAGCCCGUCGCGGAACACCUGAAAGGUGGGCGAGGAAGGAGAAGACCUUUCCCGCCUGACCGUCUGCCACGCAGGUUACCAAAAUUGCUACCAAAAAACAAGUUAAUAUUUUUUUUCAGAAUAAAAAUCCUGAAGUACGCCAUGUUGAUCUUGAGAUUCUAUGAAUCGUGAUGAAAUAAUUUAAGGAAUGCAUCACGAAGUUACUGAACUCAUUUUAUAUCCGUUUUAAAAUUAUAUUUGUUGAGAUGUCUAAUUAGUAAUUUAUUUAAUAAAUAUAUCCAUUAUGUA